AGAAAAAAGGACUGUAGCUAUUAAUACUAGUAAACAUAGUUGUAUCAAUGACAAGUAAGAUCACUAGCUAAAGAGAUAGAGAGAGAAAAUCACAGAUCAAUAGAGAGAGAAAAUCACAGAUCAUUCUUCUUUGCAAAUUACUCGUCAUUCAACAGAUUUCAGAAAUGGCUGGCUUAGACAUUGGCUUAGCAGUUGGUGGUGCAUUUCUCUCUUCAGCUUUGAAUGUUCUCUUUGAUAGGCUUGCUCCUCAGGGUGAGCUGUUCAAGAUGUUUCAGAAGCAUAAGGAUGAGGAUGGUGUUCAGCUCUUAGAGAAGCUGGAGGACAUUUUGGUUGGACUUCAGAGUGUGCUAAGUGAUGCAGAGAAUAAGCAAGCAUCAAAUCGAUCCGUGAGCCGGUGGUUUAAUAAGCUUCAGUAUGCUGUGGACGGUGCUGAAAACUUAAUAGAAGAAGUCAAUUAUGAAGCUUUGAGGCUGAAGGUGGAAAGUCAGCAUCAAAACAUUGCUGAAGGAAUAAGCAACUUGCAGGUAAGUGACCUUCAUUUGGGCCUAAGUGAUGAAUUUUUUCGUAACAUAAGGAGGAAGUUGGAAUACACCUAUGGAAAGUUGAAGGUGUUGCAAGAGCAAAUAGGUGACCUUCAUCUGACAAAGAAUCUUGAUUCGGGUAAUCAAGGAAAAAGGGAAUCUUCAACUUCUUUGGUUGAUGAAUCUGAUAUCUUUGGAAGGCAGAGUGAAAUAAAGGAAUUGGUUGACCAUUUAUUGUCUGAAGAUGCAAAUGGAAAAAAUCUGACUGUAGUCCCUAUUGUUGGCAUGGGGGGCGUGGGCAAGACAACACUUGCUCAAGCAGUUUACAAUGAUAAGAAGGUGGAAAAACAUUUUGAUCUGAAAGCUUGGGUUUGCGUGUCUGAGUCGUAUGAUGCUUCAAGAAUAACAAAAGAGUUACUUCAGGAGAUUGAAUCAUUUGACUUAAAGGAUGAUAACAAUCUUGAUAAGCUGAAGGUCAAAUUGAAGGAAAAGCUAACGGGAAAAAGAUUUCUAGUUGUCCUUGAUGAUGUGUGGAAUGAUAACUAUAAUGAGUGGGAUGAGUUGAGAAAGAUUUUUGUACAAGGAAAAAUAGGAAGUAAGAUAAUUGUAACGACACGUAAGGGAGGUGUUGCCUUGAUGAUGGGUCGUGGGGAAAUCAACGUGGGCACUCUGUCUAGUGAAGUCUCUUGGUCUUUAUUCAAAAGACAUGCAUUUCAAAACAUAGAUCCUAAGGAGCAUCCACAACUUGAAGAGGUAGGGAAAAAAAUUGCAGCUAAGUGCAAUGGAUUGCCCUUAGCUCUAAAGACACUCGCUGGCAUGUUACGCUCCAAAUCAGAGGUUAAAGAGUGGGAAUAUAUUUUGAGAAGUGAAAUAUGGGAGUUGCAAAGUCGUUCGAAUGGUAUAUUACCAGCGUUAUGGUUGAGCUACAAUGAUCUUCCUGCACAUUUAAAGCAAUGUUUUGCUUAUUGUGCAAUAUAUCCCAAAGGUUAUCAAUUUAGCAAAGACCAAGUUAUUCACUUGUGGAUUGCAAAUCGUCUUGUACAGCAUUUGGAUUCAGGUGAGAAAGAUUUUCUCGAUUUGAGAUCCAGAUCAUUGUUCGAAAGGGUCCUAGUGUCUUCUAAAUGGAAUCUGGAGAGAUUCUUAAUGCAUGACCUUGUCAAUGAUGUGGCCCAAAUUGCAUCUUCAAAAGGUUGUAUCAGGUUGGAAGAUAACGAAGGAUCUCAUGUUUUGGGAAAGAGUCGACACCUGUCAUAUUCAAUGGGAUUUGAUGGUGAAUUUGAAAAGUUGAAACCCCUCUGCAAUUUGGAGCAGCUGAGGACAUUGCUUCCAAUCAAUAUCCACCCCAGUAACCCUUUCUUUAAUCUUAUGGGCCCCCAUAGCUCUAUGAGCAAGAGGGUGCUGCAUAACAUAUUGCCAACACUAAGAUCCUUAAGGGCACUAUCACUGUCUCGUUAUAACAAUAGGGAGUUGCCGAAUGUCUUGUUUAUCAAAUUAAAACUCCUAAGAUAUUUGGACCUUUCUUGGACAGUGAUAAGAAAAUUACCAGAUUCCAUUUGUGCACUGUAUAACUUAGAGACACUUCUCCUGUCACAUUGUAGUUGUCUUAAGGAGUUACCACCGCAGAUGGAAAGGUUGAUCAACUUGCGUCACCUUGACAUUAGCUGCACUUCUCGCUUGAAGAUGCCGCUACAUCUGAGCAAGUUGAAAAGCCUUCAUAUGCUAGUGGGAGCUAAAUGUUGUAUAGGUGGUAGCAGUGGUUCGAAAAUUGAAAAUUUGGGUACACUACAUAACUUGUAUGGAUCUCUAUCAAUUCUAGAGUUGGAAAAUGUGGUUGAUAGAACGGAAGCUCUGAAGGCAAAGAUGAGGGAAAAGGAACAUGUUGAUAUGUUAUCAUUGGAGUGGAGUGAAAUUAAUGCUGCAGAUUCACAAAUUGAAAAAGCCAUACUUGAAAAGCUACACCCACACACAAACAUAAAAAAACUCCAAAUCGCUGGAUAUAGAGGGACAAAUUUUCCAUAUUGGUUAGCUGAUCAUUCGUUUCUUAAGCUGGUGGAAUUCUCUCUUAGCAACUGCAAGGACUGUUAUUCCUUGCCACCACUAGGACAGCUUCCUUCAUUGAAAUUCCUCGCCAUUAGAGAGAUGCAUCAAAUAACAGAUGUGACCGAAGAAUUCUAUGGCAGUUCGUCAUCCAAAAAGCCUUUUAACUCUCUUGAGAAGCUUGAAUUUGCAAAGAUGUGGAACUGGAAGCAGUGGCAUGUACUGGGGAAGGGAGAGUUCCCUUUACUUCGGGAGCUUUCAAUUGAUUAUUGCCCCAUGUUGAUUGGGAAGUUGCCUGACAAUCUCUGUUCUCUAACAACAUUGAGAAUUUCAAAAUGUCCUGAACUCAAUUUGGAGACACCUAUCCAACUUUCAUCCCAACUUCUGGGAAUGAAGCAGAUUGUUCACUUAAAUAUUGAAGAUUGUCAGUCUCUUACCUCCUUACCUAUUAGCAUUCUGUCGAAUACCUUGAAGACAAUAGGGAUAUAUAAUUGUGGGAAAUUGAAAUUGGAGGCGUCAGUUGGUGAGAUGAUUUCUAUAGGAAAUUGUAACAUGUUUCUCGAGAGAUUGAGUCUAUGUGGAUGUGAUUCUAUAGAUGAUAUAUCGCAUGAGUGGGUCCCAAGAGCACGUCAUUUGUGGGUAACGAAUUUCCACAGCCUUAAAAGGCUUUUGAUUCCUACUGGGACUGAAACUCUCAAUAUUGGGAAAUGUGAGAAUUUUAAAAGACUUACGGUGGCAUGUGAGACCCAGAUGACGUCAUUGUAUAUUUACGAAUGCGAGAAGGUGAAGUGGCUGCCAGAACGUAUGCAGGAACUCCUUCCAUCUCUUAAGAGACUAAAUCUGCAUGAUUGUCCAGAAAUAGAGUCCUUUCCUGAAGGAGGAUUGCCCUUCAAUUUAGAAGUCCUUGUGAUCUACCAUUGCAAGAAACUGGUGAAUGGCCGAAAGGAGUGGCGUUUACAGAGACUCCCCUGUCUCAGAGAGUUACAGAUCUUCCAUGAUGGCAGCGAUGAAGAGAUUCUUGUUGGUGAGAAUUGGGAGUUGCCUUGCUCUAUUCGAAGACUUAUAAUAUCCAAUCUGAAAACAUUAAGUAGCCAAGUUCUCAAAAGCCUCACCUCUCUUGAAUUUCUAGAUACUAGUAAUUUACCUCAAAUUCAGUCACUGCUGGAAGAAGGGCUUCCCUCAUCUCUUUCUGAGCUAAUAUUACAUAAACAUGAUGAGCUCCAUUCACUACCGAUGGAAGGUCUUCUGCGCCUCACUUCUCUUCAAUGUCUACAGAUCUGGUAUUGCCCUAAUCUCCAAUCUAUUCCAAAAUCAGCGCUGCCCUCUUCCCUCUUUGAGCUGACCAUCUGGGAUUGCCCUAAUCUCCAAUCUAUUCCAGAAUCAGCGCUGCCCUCCUCCCUCUCUAUGUUGACCAUCACUAAUUGCCCUAAUCUCCAAUCUAUUCCAGAAUCAACGCUGCCCUCUUCCCUCUCUGAGCUGGAUAUCUAUAAUUGCCCUAAUCUCCAAUCCCUUCCAGUAAAAGGGAUGCCCUCCUCCCUCUCUAAACUAUCUAUUUCCAGGUGCCCAUUGCUCAAACCACUCCUAGAAUUUGACAAGGGAGAAUACUGGCCAAAUAUUGCUCAUAUUCCCACCAUUUGCAACGAGGAAUACCUGUGAUGAUUAUAACGAAUGGUGCUCUCUCACAUCGUCAAUUGCACUGUGAAGACGAGGAAUCGUCUUCAAAUCAGAGAUGAAUUUAAUUUUAGAUGACGAAAAAAGUGAGUUGAGCAAGGAGGAGGUGGUUUAGAGUAAUGCACAUGUUCACUAUCGAAUGCAAAGCUCUAAUACAAUUCAAAGGAUUUUGGUAAUGACAUAUAAGUUAUUAUAGCUCUUGGCUCGGUUAGUGAAAGUAAAGUUGUGCUGAUAUUCUUUGUUGAAUAGUCAAUCACCCUGACUGUGAUUUAUCAGCAAAUUUAUAUAGAUUUGAUGGUAGCUAAGAUGAGGCCUGGCACUGUUUCAAGUUUUCUUCCAAAAUAUUAGAACAAAUCAUAUGGCAAUGUUUGACAAAAGGGUAAACAUUUUUCCAGAAGCCUCUCCUAACGGAACCAAACUAAAAAGACAACUCUGUGUGAUCAUCAGAAGGAGGAUUGCCCUUCAAUUUAGAAGUCCUUAGGAUCAACAAUUGCAAGAAACUAGUGAAUAACCAAAAGGAGUGGCGUUUACAGAGACUCGCCUGUCUCAGAGAGUUGCGGAUCUACCACACUGGCAGUGACGAAGAGAUUAGAAUUGGGAAUUGCCUACCUCUAUUCGAAGUCUUGGCAUACCUGAUCUAAAAACAUUAAGCAGCCAAGUUCUCAAAAGCCUCACCUCUCUUGAAUAUACAUAUACUGGUAAUUUACCUCAAAUUCAGUCACUGCUGGAAGAAGGGCUUCCCUCGUCUCUCUCUGCGCUAAAAUUAUAUGGGCAUCAUGAGCUCCAUUCACUACCGACCGAAGGUUUUCUGCGCCUUACUUCCCUUCAACAUCUAUCCAUCGAGGCUUGCUGUAAUCUCCAAUCUAUUCCAGAAUCAGCGCUGCCCUUCUCCCUCUCUAGGCUGACCAUCUAUGAUUGUCCUAAUCCCUUCCAGUAAAAGGGAUGCCCUCUUCCAUCUCUACACUCUCUAUUACCUUCUGCCCAUUGCUCAAGCCACUCCUAGAAUUUGACAAUACUGCCCAAUAUUGCUCAUAUUCCCACCAUAAUGAUCGAUUGGAAAUACCAGUAAUGAUUACAACGAAGGUGCUCUCACAAGUACUGGAAAAUUGUUCGCCAUCAUGAAAGCUGUUCGGAUUUGUUCCACAUUUUUUGUCCAAAGGAAUUACGGAACGAAACCUUACUUUCUCAAUCAGGUAGCCAAGACUUGGAACAGAGUUACAUCAAGCUUGGAAUUUAAAGAAACUGGAAAAGACUUCGAAUGUCUGCUUCCAUUGUUUAAGCCAUGUUACAUGGCAUUGAUUUCAAGUUUGAUGUGACUGCAUUUGAUAGCAAAUACUGAGCUUUUGUCAGAAUUUGGAUCUUUACCUCAAUGGUUAAAACAUCAUUUUCUUGUUUUGGAUAUUCCGAGAUUUGGACUGAUAACUUUGGAGAUUAUGAAGUUUCCUUCAAAUUAUUUCUA
Messenger RNA from Lycium barbarum (goji berry), 5688 nucleotides. Its product is annotated as putative disease resistance RPP13-like protein 1. Gene Ontology annotation, biological process: defense response to other organism. Gene Ontology annotation, molecular function: ADP binding. The record is from RefSeq and is a predicted model, not a curated record. The coding region runs from base 165 to 4214 and encodes 1349 amino acids. NCBI's taxonomy places the organism in Eukaryota, Viridiplantae, Streptophyta, Magnoliopsida, Solanales, Solanaceae. The transcript has 8 exons.